Messenger RNA from Hypoxylon fragiforme, 1315 nucleotides. Its product is annotated as Sm-like ribonucleoprotein. NCBI's taxonomy places the organism in Eukaryota, Fungi, Ascomycota, Sordariomycetes, Xylariales, Hypoxylaceae. Gene Ontology annotation, cellular component: P-body; Lsm1-7-Pat1 complex. Gene Ontology annotation, biological process: deadenylation-dependent decapping of nuclear-transcribed mRNA. The record is from RefSeq and is a predicted model, not a curated record. Gene Ontology annotation, molecular function: RNA cap binding. The transcript has 3 exons. The coding region runs from base 359 to 916 and encodes 185 amino acids.
AUUUGCUAAAAUUGGCGGGGAUAUGCAAAAGUACUACUUACAGUAGUCACGAUUGCGACCAGCGAUAAUGAACCGUUAUUCAACUAAACCCCAUCCUAAGCUUUACAUCCUGGACUUACUUGCAUGAUAACAGAAAAGGAAGGGAAAAUAAUACAACGUCACCAGAGCUACAAGUUGCGCCGAGCCCCCAUUGUCGCAAGGGAAAUAGUUGUAGACUUCGGCGCAAGACUAUCACUGGCUCUCACUGGCUCUCACUGACGUCGUCGCCUAACCUUUUUCUUUAUACUCUUUUCUACCUCUCUAUGGAUUGGGACAGCUCUGACGACAUUGCCAUCGACCACAACACCCAACACUUGAUAUGAUGGAGAACCUCUCUCUACACGACCCACCCGCUCAGCCGGGCAACCUUCAGAUGGGUGGCUCCAUACCUCCUCAGGCUCUAGGACACGGUGCUCCCCCGCCACAGCCGCAACAGCUGCCUCCUCAAAUGUUCACCACAGCUGCACAAUUACUAGACCUCACCGAUAAAAAACUUUUAGUAUGCCUACGGGAUGGUCGAAAGCUUACUGGAGUACUACGAAGUUGGGACCAAUUCGCGAACCUUGUCCUCCAAUCUACAGUCGAGCGCAUAUAUGCCACCACCUCCGACCCCUCUGAAUCUCCACCCAAGGGUCUGUAUGCCGACCAAACUCAUGGUAUCUUCCUCGUUCGCGGAGAAAAUGUACUUCUCCUUGGCGAGAUCGACUUGGACAAGGACGACGAACCACCGCGGGGCUUCGAGAGGGCAGACUUCAACGUCGUGGAGAAGCUGGCAAAAGAACGGAGAGCCGUGGAGAAGGCGAAGGAGAAGAACAAGCUAAAGAAACUUGCCACGCUUGGAUUCGAGGGUGAGAAUCUGGGAGAGAUCCUUCUCUAGACAGCUAACAAGCAGAGCCGGACCGUUGCUCCAGCAUGCAGCAUGCUAAGAGCAAAAAUCGACACCAAGGAAAGUGGCAAGCAUACCUCGAGGUACUUGUCACGGAUAAAGAGACAGAAUAUUGUGAAAUGUCUCUCCUUUAUGAACCCGUUCAGCACGACAUAGAUACACCGACGGUGUCCCCAUAGCCAGAGUUUCCCUACUGAAGCAGCUCAAGGCCGCGAAGCGAUCCAUCAAUAUUACUAGCCCGAUGUAUGUAUAUGGGAUAUAUCAUUCAUACUCGGGCGAUCUCAGAUGCUACAAUCUUGAUUCCGAAUUUCAUAAUUCGAAACCCAACUUGACUAGAGCCUGGUGAUGAUAAGUAGCCUGUUAUUAAUAGAAUAUUGUUGACAGUUUGGA